Molecule: messenger RNA, 1200 nt
Organism: Phyllotreta striolata
Lineage: Eukaryota; Metazoa; Arthropoda; Insecta; Coleoptera; Chrysomelidae
Source: the annotation of a GenBank genome assembly
CUGGAUUUAAAUUAGAAAAUAGCCCAAUUAAGCCAAAAUUAGAGCUUUUAAGAAUUAGCAAAGGCGUCAGAUAUAAAUUUAAUAUGCCGACAUGCAUUCGUCUUAGAAGCAACCGAUUAUUCAAAAUGACAACAGUAAACAUAGCUAUUCUUUGUUUGUGCUCGCUAGCAUACGUUAAUUGUGUUUUGUAUUCAAUCAAUAUGAUCAAAGGGCCCACAGAAAAAGACUGGAAACAAUUUAAGUUAGACUUUAACAAAACCUAUGAAACCAAAGAAGAGGAACAGAAACGAUUUAAAAUCUUCAAACAAAAUUGGAUCGGCAUACAAAAACACAAUAAACGAUACACCAAAGGACAGGAAAGCUAUUCGCAAGCCGUUAACGCCUUCGCAGAUUUAAGCGAAAAUGAAUUUUCCGAGUUCUACGGCUUACGCGCUAAUGAAAUUAUUGUAAAAUACAGUCAGAAUGUAACAGUAAACAGAACGCUACAAAAUAACGAUAACAAUACAGACGAAUCUUGGGAUUGGAGAGAUGCUGGAGCAGUCACCGCGCCCCAAGACCAAGGACAAUGCGGAUCCUGUUGGGUUUUUUGCGCAGUAGGCCUGCUGGAAAGUUACUAUUUCCGAGCCACCAAUGAACUCCUGGACUUCAGCGAGCAAUACGUAAUCGAUUGCAUCUCUAAUUCGAGCUGUGCCGGAGGAACUCCGAUAUCGGCGUUGCAAUUCGCUAAAGACAACGGCGUUAUUCUGGAGAGCGAGUAUCCGUACAACGCGAAACAAAACGAAUGUCCCAUCGCCAGAUUAUCUCCGUUAAGGAUCCGCUUCGAGAACGCUCACGUGAUUUUCGGCAACGACGAGGAAUUAAAGGACGAAAUUAAAAAAACGGGUCCUUUGGGCGUUUGCUUGUAUGCUUCGUCUAAGUGGAUGUUUUACAAGAGCGGUGUUUGGUAUCAUAAUGAAUGUUCAUCGGAGGUGAACCAUUGUGUAUUGUUGGUUGGAUAUGGAACGGAAAACGGCAAUGACUAUUGGAUAUUCAAAAACUCAUGGGGACAAUUUUGGGGAGACGAUGGUUACAUCAAAUUUGCCAGGAAUAGACAUGAGAAUUAUUGUGGUAUUCAAUACGGAUUGUAUUUGAAAUAAGAAAAGAAACCACUUUUGUUUUAGUUUAUUACAUUUUGUAUUUUAAUAUAGGUACCUAAAUUUA